Messenger RNA from Caenorhabditis auriculariae, 3973 nucleotides. The record is from the annotation of a GenBank genome assembly. Lineage: Eukaryota; Metazoa; Nematoda; Chromadorea; Rhabditida; Rhabditidae.
AUGAAUUCGACUAUUAUUGAUCUAACGGACGAGGAUGAAAAUAAGGUGGGAAGCUAUUGAGUUCUUGGACUGACCAUUUUUUUCGUUUCAGAACAUCAUAAUAGAAAAUCGAAAAAGAGUUCGUUUGGAUGGCCGUGUUUGCCUGGACAAUGUGCCGAGACUUUUUGAUGAUCAUGGCUUUCCCCUGAAGCUUAACGACGAUGUGAUCAAUUUCUUCUUGGGCCAAUACUUGCCAAAGUAUGGUUUCGCAGAGCAAUCGUGAGUUUUUUGAAUAUUUGCUUUGAAAAGCCUCAGUUUUGGUUUUUACUUCUGUCAUAGAUAAUCCCAACUGUUUUAAAAAGUGAAGAUUUUCAGGAAAAAAGAAAUCGCGGUUUUCGACACGUAUUUCAUGUCCAAAUUGAGAAGAUAUGAAACGGAUUUGAUGAAUGACGAAAACGUUCUUUAUUCAUUUUAUGUGGUGAAUUUAGUUGUAAUUGUUUUCAGUACGACACUUUGUACAAGGAAAUCCAUCGAAACGGCGAAACGAGGCCUUUGGAAAAGAACGUUCUCGUGAUUCCAUGUCACUACGAGAUUCAUUGGUAAGUUUUUGAAUUUUGAAUCGGAAAAGAAGGCUUUUUACGAGGUAUAGUCAAUGUUUCCCGACUUGAAAGGCGAGGGAGGCGGGGCAGGGGGCGGGACGCGUAGCGUGUGCGUUCGCGGUUCCUGGCACGAGUUCAAUUCAACCGCCAGCGACUGUUUGGAGAGCUAGUUUAUCGCUUUUUUCAUAUAUUUUUCAAUUAUUUAUUUAUUAUGUUCAUGUGUGCAUCAAAAAAUAGUAGAAAACAUUUAAAAAGAGCGGUUGCCGAGCUCUCAAAAGAGUCGCUGGCGGUUGAAUUGAACUUGUGCCAAGGACCGCGAACGCACACGCUACGCGUCCCGCCCCCUGCCCCGCCUCCCUCGCCUUUCAAGUCGGGAAACAUUGACUAUAUUUCAAGAAAAUUUUGAUUGUUUUUCUUCACAACUGUUGAAGGUUUAUUAAAAAAAUCUAAGUAUUUGAAUUUUGAGCUUUAUAACUACUUGUUUUUGCAUGGAAUUUUCGAGAGGUUUGAAGUCGAAAUUCGAUAUCGAUUUUUUCUUUUCUAUUGCCUGAAAACGAAAAUCGGCGAGCUUGUUGAAGGUUCGGGACAAGAAUUCAGCCACUACUUAUCAAAAAAUGGUUCCCAAAAAAAUCCAUUUUUGAGCUUUUAAACAUAAAACUGACCAAGAUAAUGUGAAAAAAAAAUGGAGAAUGAAAUUGAAAUUUUCAGGUUCCUGAUCGUAAUCCACAACCCCCUCGGUUUGGUUCUCAGCAAGGAUGAGAAAAUAAUCGACCAAGAACUGAAAAACGAGGACGAGGAUUUGUUUUGUCGAAUCAUGUUCAUGGACAGUCUGAUGAAGGACCCGAAAAAUCAGUGGGUCUUUGGAAAAUUUAACGUUUUCGAUAACUUUUUGGACCGUACACCUUAAAAAAUGACUUUAACGUUUUUCAGAAUGUAUCAAAAAGCACUUAAUUAUAUUUGAAUUAAUUUAGCUACGAAAUUAGCUUUCGAAAUUCAAUAUUUCAGUUUGAAAAGCUCCCUUUUUGGGAAAAUAAUUAUCUCAGCUUAAAAUUUUUUUCCAUUUUUCUAAUCUCAAGGUACAAAUAAUGCUACCCGUACGUUUCUGAGCCUUUCUAGUGACCACUUUAGUGGCUUGAGCACUCUUAAGUUACCCCUAGGAAUUUUCAGAAGAGACGCUACAGACUUGUAAAUCGGUAACGAAAACCAGACGCUUCAGAGCAUUUUUAGGGAUUUUUUAGUGACUUUAAAACCCUUAAGUGAUCACUAGAAGUUCUCAAAAGCGUCUGAUUUCCUCUGUAACGCUGACCGGACGUUUCUGAGGCUUCCUAGUGGCCACUUUGGCGGCUUGAGCACUCUUAAGUGAUCCCUAGGAAUUCUCAGAAGUAGCAGAUCCUACAGACUUGGAACUCGGCAACGGAAAGCAGACGCUUCUGAGCCUUUCCAGUGACCUUUUUAGUGACGUUAAAACUCUUAAGUGAUCACUAGAAGUUCUCAAAAGCGUCUGGCUCCCGUGGCAACGCAAACCGGACAAUUUUGAGCCUUUCUAGUGACUACUUUAGUGUCUUGAGCACUCUUAAGUGAUCCCUAGGAAUUCUCAGAAGUAGUAGCUACAGACUUGGAACUCGGCAACGGAAAGCAGACGCUUCUGAGCCUUUCCAGUGACCUUUUUAGUGACGUUAAAACCCUUAAGUGAUCACUAGAAGUUCUCAAAAGCGUCUGAUUUCCUCUGUAACGCUGACCGGACGUUUCUGAGGCUUGCUAGUGGCCACUUUAGCGGCUUGAGCACUCUUAAGUGAGCCCUAGGAAUUCUCAGAAGUAGUAGCUACAGACUUGAAACUCGGUAACGCAAACCAGACUCUUCUGAGCAUUUCUAGGGAUCUUUUUAGUGACCUUAAAACCCUUGAGUGAUCACUAGAACUGCUCAGAAGCGUCUGGCUCCCUUGGUAACGCAAACCGGACGCUCCUGAGCAAUGCUAGGGAUCUUUUUAGUGGCGUUAAAACUCUUAAGUGGUUACUAGGAAAGCUCAGAAGCUUCUAGUUCCCUCGGUAAUGCAAACCGGAGGCUUUUGAAAAUUUCUAGAGAUCUUUUUUGUAUCCUUAAAACUCUUAAGUGAUCCCUAGAAUUGCUGAAAAGAGUCCAAAAUUUGAAAAACAAUUUUCCAGAGCUGUGCUAACAAGAAUCCACGAAAGGACGUUCGAUUUGUUGAGAAAUUGGCUCAUCAUGAUCUUCAGCGCGCACAAGUGCGUUAUCCUGAGAAGCCGCAUCAGGUCCGCCUUUUUCCAUGAAACUAAAUUCGCUCUAUCGAUAAGAUUACAGUAUGAUACGGUGCUCCUCGCUGCCGCAGCAGAAGAACAACGUCGACUGCGGACUUUUCGUCCUCGCUUACGCCGAAGUCUUCCUCAUGCACAAAUACGAACUUUGGACGGUCCGUGAAGCAGCUUUCAAGCCUAAAGUUUGACUAGGAGGGCAAAAAUGGAACUUUAGAGUGAUCCCUAUAGGGCUGAAAAACAGUUCCUAUAGGGGUCGAAAAAGCGGUCCUUGAAGGGGUAAAAUCAAAAUGGUCUCUAUAGGGGUUUAAAGUCUGACCCUUAAAGCUCAAGUGGCCCUUAUAUGGGUCUUUCAAUUUCAUUCAAAAACGCUUAUUUAUUCAGUUUUUUGCAUGGAAAUGCUUUUUCGCAUAGAAGUCAUGAAAACUAUCGCCUACUAUGUUCCCUAUAGGGACCACUUUUGCAAGCUCUAGUGACCCAUAUAGGAGUUGGUAAAUUGCUCCUUAUAGAGCACUCUCCAAGGGCCCCUAAGGUUGCCCCUAUAGGGACCCCUCUAGUGUUCGCGAGGACGUAAGGCAUUUUUGAGGAUAGUUAUGUUUAUUUUCCCCAGUUUUCUAUCGUAAUUGGCCUCAAAUUUCUACUCAGAGACGCUAAAUUGAUAGGAAAGUUUGGUUAGUGAACAAAAAAAAAAUUGAAAAAACCCCUAUAGGGGCCACUUCAGUUUUAGGGACUUCACCCCUAUAGAGGACACUUUUUGUUGCCUAUAUGGGUUGUUUUCUCCCCUAUAGGGGCCUCUCAGGCCUUUUUAAGCCCGCCAAAAAGAGUUUUGACCUUCCAGAAGUUUUUAAGAUUUUUUAAACAGAUUUUUUUCUUUUUCUCUCCCAAGUUGAAUACUAAAAUUCAGCUUCAGUGCUAGUUUUUUUCAAGAAAGGAAAUUUCAGUGAAAUUUUUAACCAUGAUAAAGAGACCACAAAAAAAAUCUUCAAAUCAAUAUAAAUCAUGUCCAGAAGAUGCAAACGUCGCAACUGAAGCGAUUCAAGUUUGGCGACGAGUUCACGAGGGACCUACAUAACGGCGAGAUCCGCAAAUCGUUGAGCCAAAUCUUCCAACUCCUCUCAAAGUUCUAA